Messenger RNA from Belonocnema kinseyi, 932 nucleotides. RefSeq names its product probable 28S ribosomal protein S25, mitochondrial (gene mRpS25). Gene Ontology annotation, cellular component: mitochondrion. The coding region runs from base 387 to 896 and encodes 169 amino acids. The transcript is spliced from 3 exons. Lineage: Eukaryota; Metazoa; Arthropoda; Insecta; Hymenoptera; Cynipidae. Gene Ontology annotation, molecular function: structural constituent of ribosome. The record is from RefSeq and is a predicted model, not a curated record.
UCAUUUUCUUAUAUUUCUAUCAUCAUAGAUUCAGCAUCAUAUUUAAUAAUGAAAUUUAAGAUUAACGAUUUUUUUCAUUUUUUUAUAACGCUCUACAAUAAUAAAACGUUAAUAUAUGUGCAAAAAUAAGUAAAUAAUGUCCCCUCACAUUAGAUACACCACUGCAUCAAUAAUGUGAGAUGAAAACGGAGCAAACAUUCAAACUCAAAUGUAAAAUUAAAUCCAGUGAAUUAAAUAAGACAGAAAAUCUAUAGUUUAUCCAAAGAAUUGCACUGUAUUUUAUUUGAUGAUAUUCGCGAAAUAACGAUCGUUCUAUCAAGUUUCGUGGCUUUCGGUUUGAGUUUGAGGUUAGUUUUUCUACAAGAGAACAUUUUGAAGGUCCAAAAAUGCCUUUCAUGAAAGGUAUUGAACCUAUUAGAAGAACCUUAAAAUAUUUGCAGCAAGGUCGACUGGUUUUAAAAGAUAAUAUACAUAUAUUUUCCAUUAAUUACAAUACUUCUGGUCGGACUCACUCAGGAAUAAGAGGUUUCAUCUUUUGGCAUUUGGCUCAAGUGCAGUUUAAAAAUCCUGAAGUUCAGGUCAUCACAUUUAAAAAUAUGACACCGUCGCCGUUUAUACAAUGUUACUAUGAAAAUGGGAAAAAAAUGUUAAUAGAUGUGGAUGAUAAAGACAAGGACGAGAUAAUGGACCACUUGGUUAAAGUCGUCGGAAAAUCGAAGGAACUUUUAGCAAGAGAAGCAGAGCUUCGAGAAAAGAAAGACAAUCCAGCGAACUUCGGAUAUGGUUGCGACAAAAGUUGCAUGUGUACCGUUCCUGGCCAAGUUCCUUGUCCUCAAGUUGUCCCCCUUCCGAACCACUAUCGUGGAAAAUUCAAAUGGUAUCAGAAUAAUGUUUAAAUAAAUAGGUUUGUGUAUAUUACAUUUUUUGCAGAA